This is a messenger RNA of Phytophthora infestans T30-4, 957 nucleotides long. RefSeq lists its product as uncharacterized. The record is from RefSeq and is a predicted model, not a curated record. The transcript has 3 exons. Lineage: Eukaryota; Oomycota; Peronosporomycetes; Peronosporales; Peronosporaceae. The coding region runs from base 1 to 957 and encodes 318 amino acids.
AUGACAGAUCGAAGACGCAAGCGGAAAACUACCAACAGCUUUGUUGAUGACACGGUCAUGGAUUUCAAUGCUGUUGACCCCACUCAAGCUCGCAGGCGGAGCGAAGGUAGCGAGCAGGAGAGCAGAAAUCGACACGAGUCAUGGAUGUCCGAAGUCUCCCUAGCCAUGAGCUCUCGACUUUUCUCGGGAGGAAAGAAACUCAACAGCUCUCGUAGUAGUACACAGGUGAUGCCAAUCGCUGCGAUCCAAGGUGACAAUAGCAGGAUGUCGGAGGGCCGCAUGUCCUCGUCAUCGCUGCAGGAAACAGAGCUGCCACAAACGAUUUCAACGUCUUCAACCGGUCAACCGCCGCUGCGUCAAGUUGCGUCAGAUAGAACUUUGACCAGCUCUACAAGUUUACGCUGCACGUCUGAAGUAUCCGCGUUCGUGUCGUGUCCAAGCGUAAUUUGUGAUAUUACACCAGACGACAGUGAUGAUAGCCUUCCAGACAGAUCUCGCCGGCCUUCGAAUGGCUCGAGACACAGUCAGCAAAGGAACAAUGCUCGCAGACAACGCUCUAGCACUGUGGUGCAGAAAGUGAGACCACGAGAAAAUGACGACGAUGAAGACGAUGUCAAGAUGAUAACCACGUGGACUCAAGUGACUAAUAUCGGUGCUUACUCGCGUGGCACUUGUGAAGCUAACGAUUCCGAGAUUAAUGUGCAGGAUGCAGCACCAAUUCUAAAGGGAUUCUUCAGCAAAACCGUGACUACGGAGCGUGAACGAUGGGAAAACGACUUCGAGGAUGAGAUGCGAGUGCUCAGUGCUGCUUUCCGAAAGGCACAUGCCUCUGAGAAGAACCGACCGAUGACUACUGCAGGACUCGCCGUACCUGAAGCGCUUUCGCAGCUAGAACGCGAUGCAUCCAACUUCGAAAAGCGAAAACGACGACCAAGCGAGCGGACCUCUUCCCCCUGA